GUCUUUUACAGUAUCGUGUAGCCGUAAUGGCGCUAGCUUCCACAUGCAACAAGGGCCUGUUUAUUAUGGCUGGACCUCCGUCUCUUCCUCUCGUCCGCUGAUUGGCUGUGCUACUUCAGAAGCGCGACGUGAUUGGGUCAGAGUCCUGUCAUCGGACGAGGAAUAGACGGGUACCCAAGACGGCAGGGUUGCGCGUGUGCCUUCCCAGGUCCUGGCAGCACCAUCCGGCGAGGGGGUGAGGACGCUGGCCGCCUGUUUUAUGACUGCAAGAAACACUGGAUGUUUUUAUUUUGAUUUCUUCUUCACUGAAUAUACAUGCCCACGAUACUGAAAGCAAGAAAGCGGCACGCCGGUGAACGAGCACAUCGUUAUCGAUGGGGAAAAUAAGUUGAAAGCUUCGGAAGAAUGUUUUCCUUGUUCCAGGAAAACGGAUUGCUCUGUUGAUCAGCGUGAUGGGUGUUUCGAGGGGAUUUUGACAUUUGGAGAGGAUCUGGAGCUAUCCAUCUACAGCUUAGAGCUCGAGCGCAACAGAAAGCGGCAACAGAGCGCCAUACUGCAAAACAAGCUUUCCGGAUCGAUACAGUGUAGCAGCCUUUUCAUGCGGGAGAAUUGUGCGUUUUAAUGGGAAUGUAAACAAGUAAGCUGGCGAGCAAGUACCAAGUCAGCAACGGUGGCCUGAUUGAGAUCCACGUAACUUCUGCAAACUGCAUGCAGCCCUGGCGGUGGAAACAGGGCUGGAUGAGCCCAAAAUGGCAAAUAUGAGGAAAUCUAAAAGAUGAAUGUUGCAUUCCCCACCUAACUUGUACUAUUCACCUAAUUUUCCUUUCCAUACAAGCCCGAGUUUCGAGCAAAGCAAGGUGCUCCUCAUGCCUCCAACAUGAGGGAGAUUUAAGGCCGUGCGGAAUUGAUUUAUUAUGGGGGGAGCGCAUUAUUUUGAUUUAAACCCUCUCUCCUUUUUUACUUUUCUUUUGUUUAUCCUCCGCGAGAGGUUUCUUGGAUGUCCGCGAUUGUCAUUUUGCUAGUCUGGAACGUAUAACGCAAAAAGAUCCUCCGAAGUAGGUCAGAUCAAAGCUGGAGAGUUGUUAGUAUGACACCUUUUCGCACUCAUCUUGAUGUAUGCCGGACAUUUAUGCUUUGAUUUUACCAGUCGUUUGGCUCUAUGACAGCCAAAUGAGAGUUUGACAUCUUGGCAGCCUCCCUCUCCAUCUCGUUCGCCUCUUUGUUUUGUUUUUCCACCUCUCAUUUCGGGCUGUUGAGUGAGUGAAUGGCUCUGUGCGGAACGACGGCUUCCAAUGCCGCGAAAAUGAUGGCUGCGUACAACGGCGGAACCGCGGCAGUGGCAGCGCAUCACCCGCACCAUCACCACCAGCUGCCCCAUCUCCCGCCACCCGCCCACCUCCACCACCAUCACCACCCGGGCCAGCAUCACCUCCAGCACCCCGGCUCGGCCGCCGCCGUGCACCCCGUACAGCAGCACGCUUCCACGGCCGCAGCCGCUGCUGCUGCUGCCGCGGCGGCGGUGAUGCUGAACCCGAGCCAGCAGCAGCCGUACUUCCCCUCGCCCGCUCCUGGUCAAGCUCCGGGGCCGGCGGCCGCUGCAGCCCCAGCGCAAGUUCAAGCCGCCGCCGCGGCCGCUGUCAAGGCGCAUCAUCACCACCACCACCACUCGCAUCACUUACAACAACAGCUGGAUAUAGAGCCGGACAGACCGAUCGGAUACGGAGCUUUCGGUGUGGUUUGGUCGGUGACAGACCCCAGAGACGGCAAACGCGUGGCCCUUAAAAAGAUGCCCAAUGUCUUCCAAAACCUUGUCUCCUGCAAGAGGGUUUUCCGCGAACUGAAGAUGCUCUGUUUCUUCAAACACGACAAUGUGCUGUCAGCUCUGGAUAUUCUACAGCCUCCACACAUCGACUACUUUGAGGAAAUUUAUGUGGUGACGGAGUUGAUGCAGAGUGACCUCCAUAAGAUCAUCGUGUCUCCACAGCCCCUGAGCUCUGACCACGUCAAAGUCUUUCUCUACCAGAUCCUCAGAGGACUGAAGUAUCUACACUCAGCUGGCAUUUUGCAUAGAGACAUUAAACCUGGUAACCUGCUGGUCAACAGCAAUUGUGUGCUUAAGAUUUGUGACUUUGGCCUGGCGAGAGUGGAGGAGCUGGACGAGUCGCGUCACAUGACCCAGGAGGUGGUGACGCAGUACUACAGAGCGCCAGAGAUCCUGAUGGGGAGCAGGCACUAUUCCAACGCAAUCGACAUCUGGUCUGUGGGCUGCAUCUUUGCCGAGCUGCUUGGCCGACGCAUCCUCUUCCAGGCCCAGAGUCCCAUCCAACAGCUGGACUUGAUCACGGAUCUGUUGGGGACUCCGUCUCUGGAGGCCAUGAGGACGGCGUGUGAGGGGGCCAGAGCUCACAUCCUGAGAGGACCACAUAAACAGCCUUCACUUCCUGUCCUGUACACUCUGUCCAGUCAAGCAACCCAUGAGGCCGUUCACCUCCUCUGCAGGAUGUUGGUCUUUGACCCAUCGAAGCGGAUCUCUGCGAAGGACGCCCUGGCGCACCCGUAUCUGGACGAGGGGCGUCUGCGGUACCACACCUGCAUGUGCAAAUGCUGCUACACCACAUCCUCUGGCCGCGUCUACACCAGUGACUUUGAGCCUGUCACCAACCCCAAGUUUGACGACGGCUUUGAAAAGAACCUGACGUCAGUUCGGCAGGUCAAAGAGAUCAUUCAUCAGUUCAUCCUGGAGCAGCAGAAGGGGAAUAGGGUACCGCUCUGUAUCAACCCCCAAUCAGCUGCCUUCAAAAGCUUUAUCAGCUCGACAGUAGCUCAGCCCUCUGAGAUGCCUCCAUCUCCUCUGGUUUGGGAGUAGCUGAGGAUGGCGGAGAAGAUGGCGUUGAUAACAGUGGUGGAGGACAUCCCUCCCGCGGCCCGUCCCGCGUCCACACCUCGCCCCCCACGGACUACUGACCCCCAGGCUUCCCCAAACCUGCGUAGCAUUUCACUGGAGUCUAGGACUAGCCAUGUCGCUGAUGUGUGUGUGUGUGUGUGUACUGUAAUACUUACUAAAUGGGAGUUUUAUAGAAGCAACCACUGCUGAUGAGUUGAAGCGGGACACGGGAAGGGUGGGCGUGGUCACGGGGGGUCCGUUCGUACAUACCCACUGCUCUGUAGUAGUAUACUGAAGGUUCGCGCUCAUGAACCUGUACUUUCGGCAGACGAAGUCGACCCCUGUGGACUUGAAUGUAUUUUGAACAGCAGGGCAGCAGAAUCUGCGCAUUAUCCCUGAAGGAAAACUCUUCACGACUAUGUGUGCGAGUAAUCAUGCUUUAUUUAUUCAUGGAAACAGGAAGUGCAGUGCUUCAUGUAGUAUGGAAAGAAGGCAAGUUUCUCUGAAUCAGAUUUUUUAUUUUUUUGCUCACGCUAGCACCUUACUAAGAACCACGGCCAUCGUCUAGGGUGGAAAACUGCUGUCCCGGCCCUCAAAGGUCCUCUGUAGUAGCCUAUUCAUUAGGCCAACCCAUAUAGAUUUGUCCCGGGCUUUGUCAAUUUUAGCGACGGCCCUCGUAAGAACUGUGACCACUCGUUCGGCUAGAGUGAGCUGCUCAUUGCGUUUAUUUCCUUCAACGGCGGUGUGAUUUUUAUGACUUUCUUCCAUUUUUGCUGUCAUCUGCGCUCUUCCUUUCUUUCUCUAUCAAUCUAUCGUUGUUCGUAUCUCGCUUUCCGUCUCAUAUUCAACUUUCGUCAGUAAAAAAAGAAAUCAGUAUUCUGUAGCGCAGCACUUGGCAGAGAUACUGAUUCAUAGGCUUCUCUUAGUACUCCUGAAUGUGGAUGUGUUGUGUCAGUAUUUAGUACUUCUGGUGGGUGGGUGACUGAACGGCACAGCGGUUGAGGAUCCGAAGCAUGCGAGAUUGGCUCGAAACGAAAUGCUCGUAUCUAAAGGGUUUAUUUGAAGCAAAGGAGACUUUAUGCGUGUGUCCAGAAAUUCUUGCAGGUGCUUGUCUCCUACCGAGACUGAAAACCCAACUAGCAUGUAGCGACAUAAUAUAGGGAGGUUGUUCUAAGAUGACCUUCGAACCCUGCUAUCCCUGAUGGAGUAUCUAGAAUAGCAUGCGAACCAAAUUAAAAGCCUAAAAAUUAAAAAAAGCAAAGAAAUUAGAUAAAUAAUAGGUUGAGCUGUUGGUCAACCAAACCAUUCCAUAAUUGCAAUGGUAUAUUACCAAACCUUGUCCCUGAAGACAAGUGACGAACACCAUUGUGAGUGCAUGUAUGGACCCGUGCAUGUUUAUAACUGACUGUGGCAUCACGCUAGUGAUCCUGUGUAUGUCAGUUCAGUGUCGUCUUCUUUGACCCCCCCCCCCCCCCCUUCAAAAGCCUUUUUUUCUGUUGAAGGACUUGUGGAGAGGAUGGAUCUGAAAAGGGUGCCUGGGAAUGGCAUAUGUUGUGGGUCUAGAAAGCAAUUGGAAGUAGUUUUCACUCACUGUACCAUGCUUAAAUUUCCCAUAAUGCUUUCUGCACUCUCUCAGACUAAAAGAAAACAAAUGGAAAAUAUUUAAUAUAUUUUUAGAUAAUUAUUUUUAUUUCUUCCUCAAUGUGCUAUGGCAUGCUUUCCCAUGAUCCACUGAGUAUGGUAUGUAAAUAAGUGAGUAGCAGGUAGAUUUCAAUAGAAACGCAAAAUCUACAAAAAACGAUGUAUAAAAAAAAAAAAAAAAAUGUAAUACUGCUGUAUAGAAGUUGAAUUAGCCUGCACAUUUUUAGGGCUGUGAAAUUUGAUUUUAUUUUUGAGACUUGCAUAUAAUUGUACAUAUUUUUUUUUCCUCUUUUCUUCUUUUUAUUUUCCCCUGCACUAGAAAGUGUAGACAAAGAAAUAAUCCAAAACAGUAUAAGUACAAAAACAAACAAAAAACACAUAACCAAUUAUGUUAAUUGUGUCUUGUGUGCUGCAGAGCUGUGGAUAUGAGUAUUGAAGUAGAGCCCUUUUUUAAUUAUUAUUAUUAAUAUUAUUAUUAUUAUUAUUAUUAAUUUCCUUUAAAGAAACACUGAACUGUUUGUGUAUAUGUAUAUAAUGGAUUCACAUUGUUGGUCUCUACCUCUCGAGCUCAAUGACUUGGUUGUUUACCUCCACGCUUUUAUUUUUAUGUGGAGAUUUAAAACUUGAAUGUCCCUUCCGACUUUUAUAUUCCUAUCAAACCCUGUAUAAAGAAAUCAGAGUCAUUAAAUUUGAGAUUGGUUGGAGGUGGUUCCCAUCAUCAUAUCCUUGUACAGAGUACCAUGUUCUCACCCCAGUGUUCUCUGACUGUUAGAUCACACAGCAUACUUGUCCUGCGAGACAACCUACGAUAAUUAACAUGACAUCCUUCACCGAGAGACGUCAGAUGAGAUAAACGUACAAAAUAUGUGGCAAUGUUAGAACUUACAAGAAGGUAGCGUACCCGAGAUAACGUGCGGAUUCAAACAGAGCCUGUGAGAAGACUAACACGCAAGCUCGAUUGGGCCAAAUGGGGAAGGUACUGCACUUGCUGUCAAGUUUUAUAAGGAAGUUUGAAGUUUAUACUCAGAGUUAAUGGUAUUUGAAUACAUUUUACGACAUAUAUGACUAUAAUAUAAAAUUUGCAUUCGAUGCCCUGAAAGCGGAGGUGAUUCUGAGGGACCGGAAUGACUCUGUGGAUGUGUUCUGUGUUUUGAAAAAUCACCGGUCUCUUUUCAGAGUGUAGAUUUGAAGUACAGUGGUGAAGCUCAUUAAAUGUUGACAUUUAAAAAAA
Molecule: messenger RNA, 5756 nt
Organism: Megalobrama amblycephala (Wuchang bream)
Lineage: Eukaryota; Metazoa; Chordata; Actinopteri; Cypriniformes; Xenocyprididae
Gene: nlk2
Product: nemo-like kinase, type 2
Exons: 11
Coding region: 1265-2866 (533 amino acids)
Biological process (GO): intracellular signal transduction; protein phosphorylation
Cellular component (GO): cytoplasm; nucleus
Molecular function (GO): ATP binding; MAP kinase activity
Source: RefSeq, a predicted model, not a curated record